GACAGCGACCCUCCUGAGAGUGCUUCCUCUCAGAGACCCUGCAUGAAGGAGACAGAAAACUGCUUCAGUGAUGGCCAGCAGGAGUCCUCUGACGAAGACAUGGAGUGGAGUGGAAACAACUCUAUGUUCGCUAACCUGUCCAUCCCGCAGCUCGAUGGCGCCCGCAGACGAGAGUAGCGAUUCCUCCUUAACAGAUAGUGGCUCAAUGACGCAGUCUUCGCUUACGGCCACUGAAAAGAUGUUGGGCAAAAGAAAUCCCAUCCCCGGAGAGACGGUCCACCUUGAGCCACCAUCUACAGCUAAGAUCCUUUUGGAGUGCAAGCAUCCCGAGCACAUACCAGUUCACGUGUUGGACACGGAGCAGCCGCUUGACAAGCACUUUCAGUUAAAAAGCAGUCAGGACAGCAGUAGUGAAUGUUUGACAGGGUUCAAGGUGAAUAAAGAAAUCCCCUACAUCCAGCCAGUCAAACACCCUAUUCCCUGCAUAUUAGCCAAUCACCCUGAGGUAUCUCCCAUCUGCAUGGACAAAGAAGAUCUACGACCUUUGUACACCUACGAUAAGAAAGCUUCCAUAGCUUUGGAUAAAACGGAUAUUGAAAGCUUCCCAUUUGGUAAUGGAAAGGUCGCCAAGAACAGGAAGAAGUACGGCAGUAUAAAGAAUGUAGAAACAAACUGUCUGUCCAUUCUUCAGAACCACAGGACCUUUUCUCUCUGUUAUUCUGAGCUGAGAAACUGCUCAGCUAAGACUGACCUGGAACUGAACACAAAAGACAAUAAAAGCCCCCUUCUGAGGAGCAUCGCAUCAGCCCCAUCAACCUUGAAGGAGGACGAGUUUCUUGAUCCUCAUGAGGACGAAAUUGGCAAAGAUGGCGAGGAAGGAGAUGUCGGUGAGCUGAAAAUCAGGUACGAGGACUAUCAGGAAAACAAGACUGAGAGGACUAUUGUUGCCCAGCAGGAGGCACACUACAAGUUUUUCCCCAGUGUCAUUCUCUCCAACUGCCUCAGCAGAAAGAAACCUGGGAACAAGAAAAUGGCUGACACCUGCAGCAAGGUGGAACAGGCCCAACCUCGCAGGUCUAAACUAAAGAUGAACAAAAAAAGGCUAGGUAUGACAGGACCUAGGAACAAAUUAAAGAUGGUCCAAAGCUCUACCUCUGAUAGCCAGAUUAGCACCAGCAUCACCUCAGUAACACCUGCUAGUCCUGUGAAUACGGACACUGAAAUGCUGCUUUCUGAGGAUCGUCAGGAUUUACAAGAGGCCGAGUCGAUCAAAGAGGAAACAAUUGUGAAAAAUGAGUCUGAAAGUGAGGAGAGGUCCAUAGGUGAACAGGCAGAACCACAGCCAGAGCCCCUUGUCUCCAGCUCUGCUACCAAUUCCUGUUUUCCUGAGGAAACUAAAGACUCUACUGAGGAUGUGGUAAGCCCACUGCAAGAUUUGUCUGCCAAAGUCACCUGUACUAAACCGUCAGCACUGCCAGGUAGUAAAUACACCCUGAGGACCAAACGGAAGAUGAAAUAUGAUUCAGAGGAUGGGGAACACUCAGGUGCUACUCGUUCUAAAAACCUAGCUUCUGUCAAAGAACGGCUUAAGGACAAUGAUGUCUCCGGUGGGCAAGAAGUAAAGUAUCAGAGAAGACGCAAGAAGGAACCUCCUAUCAUUAUAAAGUACAUUAUUAUUAACAGGUUCAAAGGAGAGAAAAACAUGCUGGUGAAGAUGUCCAAAGUGAAUGCAGCUGAGCAGUUGGUGGUGUUGACCCCAGACAAGCUAGAGCACUAUAAAAAACUGGCUCCUCUCAAGGAUUUCUGGCCCAAGGUACCAGAAUCCACUGCUGUCAAGUUUCCCGUCACUGAACCAAAGGCCAAAAAACAUCCCAAAAGAAAGGCAAAGGUUAACUCUACAAAUAAGAAGACUAUCAACAACUCCUCCAAACCUCUGAUUAGACAGGGUGAAAGGGUUCAGAAGCCAAAAGGCCGCAAAAAAGCCCCAAUCCUGCCAUCUCUGCCACCCCCUAGACCAUGUUACUGUGAGUUGGCACAUGACUAUGAUGUUGACUAUUCAGAUGUCAUGGUAGAGUUGGGCUACCUCUCAGAUAGAUCCCAAAGCCCGAGAGACUCAACGCCUCCACGCUGUUGGUCCCCAAGUGACCCCCUUAUGAAUACCAGGAGUUCAGAAGAGCUGAUAAAUCCACACAUUGACCCAUGUCUUAGUUCUGCUUUCCAAAAGCCACAUAGAUCGUCUACAGCCAAAGGAGCACGUAAUAAGUGUCAAACUGCCAAACCCAAGAGACUGUCAGAUGCUAAAAGGAAACCAAGUAAGUCUGCAGAAGAGCCUAAAACUGAGAAGGCAAAACAAGGUAAUACUGCUGUUUUGAGGCAGAGGAUGAAAGCUGGAGGUGCUGUCAACAGUUCUACAAGCACUACAAGACCUAGAAAGUCUCGUAAAAAGAAAACCGAGGAGCCCAAAAGGCAUGACUUAAUCAAAGAGAGCUCCCAACUCCUUUUCCCAGAGAAUGAGUUGCCUCCUUCUGAGAGCUCUUCACAAGAGGUUCCUCCAUUUCAACAGCAGGUGGGCAAAGAUAGCCAGGGCACGUCCCAGACUCCAUCUACACCAGAAAGGAACUCAGUAACCAAGUUUAUCGAGCCAAAGGUCGAAGACUGUGAGACUUCCAUCAUGGAGGUCAACCAAAGCAUUUCGGCACCUGCCCAGACGAAGCAGCAAGCUUGCCAGACCACCGUGGUAAAGGCAGAGGAUUCACAGGAGCAUUGCACAGACCUUCUGCCUCCAGUACAGGAACACAAUAAAGAUGUCCAGCUAAAAGAAGGUCCCCCACACUCAGGCCCCAAGAACGGGGAGAUGCCUCCUCUCUCUGAGACCCCAUCUGGCUUGGCUGUCCUUAAGAAGCUACUUCAGACAAGGCAACAGGGACAGCCCCUUCCUAUACAAGUGGUUGGUACAGCAAGCCACUCUACAGCCAUAGCCCAGGCGGCAGCACUUCUAAUUCCCACCACUAAACCCACUAAAUCCAGAAGAGCCCCCACCCCCACUUCUCGGAAACCCAGGGCCCCAAAAUCUAACAUGGCAAAAGAAAAAAGGCAGCGAAACAGGAAAGGCAAGAUGAGCAGUACUCAGCCAAAUCUGUCAGUAAAGCAGGAGGGCAGCAUGUCAGAUGAGUGCCCCCUCUUCCUGUCAGACCCGGGACUGGACAGCUGCAAUUUCAUAGAGGACAGCUUGUCACCAGAGCUCCCGCACAACUACACAUUUGAUAUAAAUGCUAUUGAUCAAACAGAGUUCUCCAGUCCGUACAGUGGCAGUCAGUUUGUUGUGACUGAUAAAAAUUUACCGGUCAAGUUCCUGAGUGACAUCAGCCAGGAUUCUGUAUCUGCUCAAGCGCUGGACUCUGAAAAGAAACUCGACAGGCUGCUUUGUUCUGGGAGGAUCUUCAAAGGGGCUCUGAUUGCAACAAAGCAAGGCCGAACAGCCCGACCUUUUAGAUGGGCACACAAACCCGAGCCUACAUCAAGCCUAACGUCCCUCAAGAGCAGAGAGUGGGACUUCUCUUUAGGUAAAGCCCACACGCUCAGCCCCUUUCAAGACUUUCACUGUGAGAGAAAAGAGCUGCUCUUUUUCAGUUUUCGACUCACUGCCUUUAAGCUCCGCUUCAUUUGUCGACCAUGA
Messenger RNA from Oreochromis aureus, 3676 nucleotides. RefSeq names its product DNA polymerase zeta catalytic subunit-like. The record is from RefSeq and is a predicted model, not a curated record. NCBI's taxonomy places the organism in Eukaryota, Metazoa, Chordata, Actinopteri, Cichliformes, Cichlidae. Gene Ontology annotation, biological process: negative regulation of cell-cell adhesion mediated by cadherin; negative regulation of cell-matrix adhesion; negative regulation of cell adhesion mediated by integrin. Bases 71 to 3676 code for a protein of 1201 amino acids. The transcript is spliced from 3 exons. Gene Ontology annotation, cellular component: nucleus.